AUGAACACCGAUAACGCUUCAAAAGACGCUAACCUCAUGGAAACGGAAACCGAUGACUCUCAAGCAAAAGACGAACAAAAAGAAGAACUCAGCGAGUCUAUGAAGAAAUUGGGCAUUGGAGGUUCCUCUUCUGGGAUUGGAAAUGGUUCACCUAACUUCAAAAGGAAGCCUGUUAUCAUCAUAGUUGUAGGAAUGGCAGGGAGUGGGAAAACUACAUUCCUUCAUAGGUUGGUUGCGCACACGCAUAUGUCCAACAUUAGGGGUUAUGUGAUGAAUCUUGACCCGGCUGUGUUGACACUUCCAUAUGGGGCUAAUAUUGAUAUAAGAGAUACUGUUAAGUAUAAAGAAGUCAUGAAGCAGUUCAACCUUGGCCCUAAUGGUGGAAUUUUGACUUCUCUUAACUUGUUUGCAACUAAGUUCGAUGAGGUAGUUUCUGUCAUUGAGAAACGAGCGGAUCAACUUGACUAUGUUCUUGUGGACACCCCUGGCCAGAUUGAGAUAUUCACUUGGUCUGCUUCUGGUGCUAUCAUCACGGAAGCUUUUGCCUCCACAUUUCCCACUGUAGUUGCCUAUGUGGUGGAUACACCUCGUGCGGAAAACCCCACCACUUUUAUGAGCAACAUGCUUUACGCUUGCAGUAUCCUCUAUAAGACAAGGCUACCUCUCAUCUUGGCAUUCAACAAGGUCGAUGUAGCAAAACACGAGUUUGCCUUGGAGUGGAUGAAAGAUUUUGAGGUUUUCCAAGCAGCAGCAAGUUCAGAUCAAUCAUACUCGUCAAAUUUAACUCAGAGCCUUUCUUUGGCACUAGAUGAAUUUUACAGUAACUUAAGGACAGCUGGAGUUUCUGCAGUUACUGGUGAAGGAAUUGAAGGCUUCUUCAAAGCUGUUGAUGCUAGUGCAGAGGAAUACAUGGAAAGCUAUAAGGCUGAUCUUGAUAAAAGACGUGAAGAGAAACUGCGAUUGGAGGAAAAUCGCAGGAAGGAGAACAUGGAUAAACUGAGGAAGGAGAUGGAGAAAUCUGGAGGAGAAACUGUAGUCUUGAGCACUGGUUUGAAAGACAAAAAGGAAGACGAGGAUGAUGAAGAGGAUGAGGAAAUGGAUGAUGAUGAUGACGACGACGAUGAUGUGAUAUAUUCUGACGAGGAGGGUGUUAUAGAUGAGGACGAAGAUGAAGAGGUUGGUAGGUUUUCCUUCUGA
This is a messenger RNA of Vicia faba (fava bean), 1197 nucleotides long. The record is from the annotation of a GenBank genome assembly. Lineage: Eukaryota; Viridiplantae; Streptophyta; Magnoliopsida; Fabales; Fabaceae.